Molecule: messenger RNA, 2211 nt
Organism: Penaeus chinensis
Lineage: Eukaryota; Metazoa; Arthropoda; Malacostraca; Decapoda; Penaeidae
Exons: 3
Coding region: 1239-2180 (313 amino acids)
Source: RefSeq, a predicted model, not a curated record
ACACACACACACAUACACACACAUACACACACACACACACACACACACAUAUGGACGGGUUGUAUUCCUGUUCGAGUCGUCAGGGCUGCCAGACGUAUGUAUUACAACGAUACACCGAACAUUACAUACACACACAUACGGGAAUUAGUUAAGCGUGUGUGUGUGCGUGUGCGUGUUGCGCAAAAUGCGCAGACGGAUGUAUAAAUACAUUCCAUACUCAACGUUUGAGGCACACGCGCCAUGGCGCUGGCUCUGUGUGUACAAGACAGAUUGCGGCUAGUUUUUGUGGAAGAAGCAACCUCUCAGUGAUAAGUGUCUUGAAAAAAAGGAUAUAUGCUUUGGCAAAGAUAACUGCAAAAUAUUUCCAUAAAGACAUACAAGUGCAAAUAAAGAAAAUACAAAAGUGGUGUAAAGUAACAGUGCAUUAUUGUUAAGUAACAGUGCAUUAUUUCCAUAGUGAUAAUAUCCAUCAACAAGCAUUCCACCAGAACUUUUCAUCAUGGUAGGACCCGUUGAUACAGGUGAACUAGUUCGAUCUUUAGUACGUAUACCAGGGAGUGGCUAUGAUAAAUCAGCUGGAUCGGCUUGCCUUGACCUUGCCAGGGUCUCCACUCUGGCUGCAUCCGUUCCCGUACCACAGACACUACCACCAGCACUCAUGUCCCAGAGGCAACCGCCCCAGAAUCUUACGGAUCAAACGAAGUUAGGAAGUAAGGCCGGGGCAGCAAUUGGGGCUUUUCCCAGAACAUUGACUCUAGUUCCUAACAGCAGAGGUCGCAAGCGGUCGUGUGCAGAAGAGGCUGCGACUGGUUCCGCACGUAGCAGUGCAGCAUCGUCCCAAUCUUCUGGCCAGAGUCUCCCUGUGAAAAGAACCCGCAUCGUGUAUAUGACAGCGGAACAGUUGGCAAGGUGCCCUAAUGUUUCGACUGUUAAUACCCCAUCAGGACCUAUAUUCUGUAUGUCUUUACAGUCAACCAGUUCUAAUUCCCCUGCACCUUCCAUCUCGCAAGACAGCCUGCCACAGCUUCUGAAUGAAAGGAAUACCUUGAGGCAACAGAACGUGCAACUGCAGCAGCGACUGGCGCUCUACCAGCACAUCUUCAGGAACAGAAACAGGUUAACCUCAGUGGCCGAAGGAUUGGGUGUGAAAAUACCCUAAGAUUUUGUUCCUGUGACCUCUCUUUCCUCCUUCAUGGGUUAUUCCCGUGUUGGCUCUCUCUCUCUCUCUCUCCACCUUCAUGGGUUGCUCCUAUGUUGGUGUUCCCUCAUUUUACCUUCGUGGGUUAUUCCCGUGUUGGUAUUCUCUCUCUCUCUUCCUUCAUGGGUUAUUCCCGUGUUGGUAUUCUCUCUCUCUCUUCCUUCAUGGGUUAUUCCCGUGUUGGAAUUCCCUCAUUUACCUUCGUGGGUUAUUCCCGUGUUGGAAUUCCCUCAUUUACCUUCGUGGGUUAUUCCCGUGUUGGUAUUCUCUCUCUCUCUUCCUUCAUGGGUUAUUCCCGUGUUGGUAUUCUCUCAUUUACCUUCAUGGGUUAUUCCCGUGUUGGUAUUCUCUCUCUCUCUCUCUUCCUUCAUGGGUUAUUCCCGUGUUGGUAUUCUCUCAUUUACCUUCGUGGGUUAUUCCCGUGUUGGUAUUCUCUCAUUUACCUUCGUGGGUUAUUCCCGUGUUGGUAUUCUCUCAUUUACCUUCGUGGGUUAUUCCCGUGUUGGUAUUCUCUCUCUCUCUUCCUUCAUGGGUUAUUCCCGUGUUGGUAUUCUCUCUCUCUCUUCCUUCAUGGGUUAUUCCCGUGUUGGUAUUCUCUCUCUCUCUCUUCCUUCAUGGGUUAUUCCCGUGUUGGAAUUCCCUCAUUUACCUUCAUGGGUUAUUCCCGUGUUGGUAUUCCCUCAUUUACCUUCAUGGGUUAUUCCCGUGUUGGUAUUCCCUCAUUUACCUUCAUGGGUUAUUCCUGUGUUGGUUUCCCCUUAUCCCGCAUUCAUGGGUUACUCCCGUGGUGUUUUUUCUCUCUCCAGUUUUAUUGGAUAUAUCAUGUCAGUUCAAUUCAGUUCACAACUCCUAUCCAUUACAGCUCAUUCGUAAAGGGGGGGGGGGGAAAUCAAAUCCAGUUCAGUUUACUUCAUUGUUCAUUCAUUUAAAAAAAAUCAUAAACAUAUCCACCCAUAUCCAUUACUCUAUCGUGCAAAAGUAAAGUGGGGUAACUAUAUUAUUUUAACAAAAAA